Molecule: messenger RNA, 468 nt
Organism: Diaporthe batatas
Lineage: Eukaryota; Fungi; Ascomycota; Sordariomycetes; Diaporthales; Diaporthaceae
Exons: 3
Coding region: 1-468 (155 amino acids)
Source: RefSeq, a predicted model, not a curated record
AUGGCACCUAACUUUACCAUAAUCAAGCCCUCACUACCAGUCUCCUCCAUUCCUGAGGCUUUGGAGUACUAUACCAGCCGCCUUGGCUUCCGCUUGGCGGGCCGCGACGGCGACAACCACUGCUGGGUACAGCUUGUGGGUGACGACAGCAUUUCGAGGUCGGAUGCUGCCGUGAACAUAUAUCUGCGACGCCGGGGCUUCCCGGAUGUUGUGAAUGAUGUCCAAUUCGGCAAGGUCUACAUUCGCUUGGAGGGGGAUGAUGACGAGCUGGAGAAGCUAAGGGAUACCCUCAAGGAGAACAAGGCCCGGAUCAAGGGUGAUAUCGAGACCAAGCCCUGGGGUCUGAGGGACUUGACGGUUGUUGACCCUGAUGGUAAUAUCAUCAUUUUCAACCAGAUGGUCAAGAACUUCCAAAUGCCUGCGAACCCAAAUUCUGCGGCCUCUUCAAAAGGACAGGAUCAAAACUAA